Molecule: messenger RNA, 3771 nt
Organism: Monosiga brevicollis MX1
Lineage: Eukaryota; Choanoflagellata; Craspedida; Salpingoecidae
Exons: 1
Source: RefSeq, a predicted model, not a curated record
AGGAUGGCUCGUACUACAAGUUGGACUCGUAUACAGCAUCACGUUGUGGCAAGAACACGUACAACACGAAGACGUAUGAUUUGUCAGCAUAUGCAUCAUCCCACACCGAUGUCAAGGUGAAGCUGUACAUUGACAGUGGCUUCGCGGGCUCAGGCGAGUACUUUGUUAUCGAUUACGUCAAGAUCACGUUUGAUGACAAUGAUUGUUCAACAACGACGACUACCACUACUACGGCCACGACGACCACGACGACCACCACGACCACGACGACCACGACGACCACCACGACAACACCGUCGGAGUGUACGCAAACGGUGCAUGACGCGUUUUCACAAAAUAGUUACAGCAACAACGACGGCAGCAAGCCCUGGGCCGCGUCCUGGGUUGAGACCGACCCGGGCAACGGCGGGGCAUCCUCUGGUAACGUGUUUGUCAACAACGGCGCGCUCGUAUUGACCCAGCAGUCUUACAACGGCUAUACCAAGGUUACGCGGGAGGUCGAUCUCAGUGGGACUCGGGGAGCACAGUUGGAGAUCAAAUUUUACUUGGCCGGUGAAUUAGAGAGCUCAGAUGAGGCAUCUCUAUGGAUUAUUAAGGAUGGCUCGUACUACAAGUUGGACUCGUAUACAGCAUCACGUUGUGGCAAGAACACGUACAACACGAAGACGUAUGAUUUGUCAGCAUAUGCAUCAUCCCACACCGUCGUUAAGCUGUACAUUGACAGUGGCUUCGCGGGCCCAGGCGAGUACUUUGUUAUCGAUUACGUCAAGAUCACGUUUGAUGACUGUGAGCAGUCGUGUCAAGACCUACAGUACGCCGACAACUUUGCAUCUGGCGGCUAUUCAGGCAACUCUGGAAGCAUAGCUUUUGGUAGCAACUGGGUCGAAGCAGAUGCAGGCGGAAGCGGUGCGGCAGGCGGAAACGCGCUUAUCAGUGGUGGGCAACUCUAUUUGAAGGGUAGUGGUAACGGAUACGGUGAAACCCAGGUUUAUCGCGCCAUUUCUUUGGAGCACGCGUCUGCAGCAACGUUACGCGUUUCGUUCAAGUUUGUUGGUGACGUGGAGAAUGUUGACGUGGCGUACAUUGGCGCCAUGACUGCGUCCGGUGCCAUGGUGGGGGAGGAGUUUGUGGCAACAGACUAUAAGAGCUUGACGGAACGCGUGUAUGACCUGUCAGCACUGCUGGGUCAAAGAGACGUGUGGGUUGGUUUUGGUGUCAAAGCAAACUUACAUGCAUCGGAUGAAUAUCUAAUGAUCGAGCAAGUCUCUGUGGAAUAUCAAACGUGUGCUUCAACGACGACCACGACGACCACGACGACCACGACGACCACGACGACCACGACAACACCCUGCAGCGUGUCUCAAACCGUGCAUGACGCAUUUUCACAAAACAGUUACAGCAACAACGACGGAAGCAAGCCUUGGGCUGCGUCCUGGGUUGAGACCGAUGCAGGCAAUGGUGGUGCAUCCUCUGGUAACGUGUUCAUCUACAACGGCGCGCUCGUAUUGACCCGGCAGUUCUAUGGAGGCUCAACCAAGGUUACGCGGGAGGUCGAUCUCAGUGGGACUCGGGGAGCACAGUUGGAGAUCAAAUUUUACCUGGCCGGUGAAUUAGAGAGCUCAGAUGAGGCAUCUCUAUGGAUUAUUAAGGAUGGCUCGCACUACAAGUUGGACUCGUAUACAGCAUCACGUUGUGGCAAGAACACGUACAACACGAAGACGUAUGAUUUGUCAGCAUAUGCAUCAUCCCACACCGAUGUCAAGGUGAAGCUGUACAUUGACAGUGGCUUCGCGGGCUCAGGCGAGUACUUUGUUAUCGAUUACGUCAAGAUCACGUUUGAUGACAAUGAUUGUUCAACAACGACGACUACCACUACUACGGCCACGACGACCACGACGACCACCACGACCACGACGACCACGACGACCACCACGACAACACCCUGCAGCGUGUCUCAAACCGUGCAUGACGCAUUUUCACAAAAUAGUUACAGCAACAACGACGGCAGCAAGCCCUGGGCCGCGUCCUGGGUUGAGACCGACCCGGGCAACGGCGGGGCAUCCUCUGGUAACGUGUUUGUCAACAACGGCGCGCUCGUAUUGACCCAGCAGUCUUACAACGGCUAUACCAAGGUUACGCGGGAGGUCGAUCUCAGUGGGACUCGGGGAGCACAGUUGGAGAUCAAAUUUUACUUGGCCGGUGAAUUAGAGAGCUCAGAUGAGGCAUCUCUAUGGAUUAUUAAGGAUGGCUCGUACUACAAGUUGGACUCGUAUACAGCAUCACGUUGUGGCAAGAACACGUACAACACGAAGACGUAUGAUUUGUCAGCAUAUGCAUCAUCCCACACCGUCGUUAAGCUGUACAUUGACAGUGGCUUCGCGGGCCCAGGCGAGUACUUUGUUAUCGAUUACGUCAAGAUCACGUUUGAUGACAAUGAUUGUUCAACAACCACGACGACCACGACGACCACGACGACCACGACGGCCACGACGACCACGACGACCACGACGACCACGACACGAACACCAGAUCAAUCUUGCCCAGUGAUUCCAUACAGUAUCACACAACAGGGCCUGACGCUCCCUGCAGGUGAUACCUUUAGCGAUGGCGAUCAUGUGAACAUUCGACUUCAGUCGGGCGCUUCAAGAAAUAUCCACUUUGAAGGCAAAUGCCAAUAUUAUGACAUGUAUGAGUGUGCAGGAUCGAAGCACGACAUCGCCUCGCAUAUCGGAAGCAAUUUCAUACCGUGGACAUUGUUCAACUUGGCGGCAGGAGACUGCAUUACGUGGAUCCAAGUAGCAGGAUACAACGAGCAUUACGGUGAAUGCAAUGAGCCACCCUAUUGUGUCACACCAACUACCACUACUACGACCACGACGACCACGACGACCACGACGACCACGACGACCACGACGACCACGACACGAACACCAGAUCAAUCUUGCCCAGUGAUUCCAUACAGUAUCACACAACAGGGCCUGACGCUCCCUGCAGGUGAUACCUUUAGCGAUGGCGAUCAUGUGAACAUUCGACUUCAGUCGGGCGCUUCAAGAAAUAUCCACUUUGAAGGCAAAUGCCAAUAUUAUGACAUGUAUGAGUGUGCAGGAUCGAAGCACGACAUCGCCUCGCAUAUCGGAAGCAAUUUCAUACCGUGGACAUUGUUCAACUUGGCGGCAGGAGACUGCAUUACGUGGAUCCAAGUAGCAGGAUACAACGAGCAUUACGGUGAAUGCAAUGAGCCACCCUAUUGUGUCACACCAACUACCACUACUACGACCACGACGACCACGACGACCACGACGACCACGACGACCACGACGACCACGACACGAACACCAGAUCAAUCUUGCCCAGUGAUUCCAUACAGUAUCACACAACAGGGCCUGACGCUCCCUGCAGGUGAUACCUUUAGCGAUGGCGAUCAUGUGAACAUUCGACUUCAGUCGGGCGCUUCAAGAAAUAUCCACUUUGAAGGCAAAUGCCAAUAUUAUGACAUGUAUGAGUGUGCAGGAUCGAAGCACGACAUCGCCUCGCAUAUCGGAAGCAAUUUCAUACCGUGGACAUUGUUCAACUUGGCGGCAGGAGACUGCAUUACGUGGAUCCAAGUAGCAGGAUACAACGAGCAUUACGGUGAAUGCAAUGAGCCACCCUAUUGUGUCACACCAACUACCACUACUACGACCACGACGACCACGACGACCACGACGACCACGACGACCACGACGACCACGACACGAACACCAGAUCAAUCUUGCCCAGUGAUUCCAUACA